AUGAGAAGGGACGAAGAGAGAAUGCAGCGGGAUGACUGCAUCAGGGAAGAAACAUGUAUCUUCUCAUUUGUCGCACAUUUUGUAAAGCAUAAAUAUGAUUGACUUGUUCAUCACCAUUUUGUUCUACAGUAAACGACAAGACACCUCAAAAAGGAUCCCCCAGCGUAUGCAGAGUGUACCAGAGUGAUGUCGUCUCCAGGUAUGGGCACCCCUAGUGACCCCCUCCUCACCAGCCCAGUGGGGGGAGGAGGAGCAGGGGGGAGGUCAUCCUGUGCCACUCAGGAUGGCCUCUGGAGGACCUGUCUGCCAAAGACCGCCAGCUUUCCAUCAUCCACCACACGACACCUGAGUCACCGCGCCAACAACUUCCAGAGACACCCGAAGCGGCGGAAGUUGAUCCGGCCGUCCCCCCCCCCGCCCCCCAACACCCCCUGCCCCCUGGACCAGCUGGAUCUCAGCGAGCUGCCCCCCCGACGCACUUUACCCGAGCUGCUCUUCAAUGGCUGUGUCCUGUUUGGCAUCGAGUUCAGCUACGCCAUGGAAACGGCCUACGUCACUCCCGUGCUGCUGCAGAUGGGGCUUCCAGACCAGUUCUACAGCUUGGUGUGGUUCAUCAGUCCCAUCAUGGGGUUCCUCGUCCAGCCUCUUCUUGGAGCCUGGAGUGACCGUUGCACAUCUCGCUUCGGCCGAAGAAGGCCUUUCAUCUUUGCCCUGGCCAUAGGAGCCCUGCUGGGUUUAACACUGGUGCUGAACGGACGAGACAUCGGCGGGGUGAUAUCAGACACAGCAACCAAUCACAAGUGGGGCAUUAUCCUGACCGUGUGUGGAGUGGUGCUGAUGGACUUCAGCGCGGACUCGGCCGACAACCCCAGCCACGCCUAUAUGAUGGAUGUGUGCAGCCCAGAGGACCAGGACCGGGGCUUGAACAUCCACGCUCUGCUGGCAGGACUGGGAGGUGGGUUUGGGUACAUUGUCGGCGGAAUCAACUGGGACCACACGGAGUUCGGAAGGUCUGUGGGAGGGCAGCUUCGGGUCAUCUACCUGUUCACCAGUGUCACCUUGGUGGCUGCCACGGCGAUGACCCUGACGAGCAUCCCGGAGCGGCCCUUGCCAAAGACGCAGCCUCAGAAGAACCCCAAAAGCCUCCUGAAGAGCCCAAGUCACCCCCUCCCUCCCUCUCCCCCUGUCCACCCCGCUGUGGCCCUGGAGGAGGAGGUGGAGGAGGAAGGCCUGUACGGCUACCAGUUCUCCCACCAGCACCCUGACCCCCUGGCACAUUCCUGCAGUGCCAACGCGCGCCUCUGUGCCGGCCUGACAAGCCCCAUCUCCCCCCUCAGCCCGCUCACUCCCAAAUACGGCAGCUUCAUCAGCCGAGACAGCUCCCUCACCGGCAUCAAUGAGUUUGCCUCUUCUCUGGGCACCUCCUACAUUGACAGUGUUCUCAUCGACUGCUACACAGGACAGCAAUCACCACAGCUUCUGGACCCCAGCGGUGCAGCCAGGCCCUUGCCCCCAGGUGACAGUCCGCCUCCACAGGGAUCUCAGCCUGGGACAGGAACCCAGCCUGUGGGUGGGCCUCAGCCUGCAGGUGGGCCUCAGCAGGGAGCAGGGUCCCAGCCUGGUGCAGAGAUCCAGCCUGCUGGAGUGGCCCAGCCUGCUGCAGAGACCCAGCCUAGGAGGGUGUCUAUGCCUGGGGCAGGCUCCAAGCGGGGCUCCUCUGCUGGCAUCCUGAAACGCCCCCAGAGCCUGGCUCUGGUGGAGGAACCUCUGAUGACUCCAACUGGGUUUGAGAACGGCAGAAGGAGGACAGUCACUUUCAGCCAGCAGGUGGCGAACAUCCUGCUGAACGGAGUGCGCUACGACAGUGACCUGAGUGAGCACGUGGAGACGGCCGACUCCCAGAUGUCCAUGAAGCUGCUGUGUGUGGCCAUCUACAGGAUGCCCCCCUCCCUCCGCAGCUUGUGCACAAACCAUUUUCUGGGUUGGCUGUCCUUUGAGGGAAUGCUACUGUUUUACACUGACUUCAUGGGGGAGGUGGUGUUUGAGGGAGAUCCCAAAGCCCCUCACGACUCGGAGGCCUACCAACGCUACAAUGCCGGGGUCAGCAUGGGCUGCUGGGGCAUGUGCAUCUAUGCAUUCAGUGCUGCCUUCUACUCAGCCAUCCUGGACAAGCUGGAGGAGCGUUUCUCCCUCCGCUCGCUCUAUUUCUUUGCCUACCUGGCCUUCGGUCUGGGCACGGGUCUGGCCACGCUGUCCACCAACCUCUAUGUGGUGCUGUCUCUCUGUGUCACCUACGGGGUGCUCUUCUCCUCCCUGUGCACUCUGCCUUACUCGCUGCUGUGUGACUACUACCAGAACCCUGAGUUUUGUGGCUCCUCUGAGGAAGGGACCAGGAGAGGGAUGGGCGUGGACAUCUCUCUACUCAGCUGCCAGUACUUCCUUGCUCAGAUCCUGGUUUCCGUGGCAAUGGGACCUCUGACCUCGCUGGUGGGCGGGGCCCAGGGAGUGAUGUACUUUUCGAGCGUGAUGUCAUUCGUGGGCUGUCUGUACUCCUCUCUCUGCGUGGUGUACCAGCUGCCCCCCCCUGAGGGUGAGCCCCCCGACAGUGAGACCCAGCCACUACUGGUUCACAUUUAGAGCCCUCACUUUGUCUCACACACUCUCGCUGAACAACACCACACCCGCAAAAACACGGUAGUUUACACCCUUACCUAACUUCGCUUAGAGACAGCGGACAUGCACGCUGUGCUGUACAGUCACACCGUACAGCUCGUAGGUAUACUGUUAAAACCUCAGCUCAGAUACACUCAGAACUAGUCGACAGACAGAUAGACAGACAUUGGCCACCGACAGUGUGUUUGAUAGAGCGAGUAUGUAUGUGUCCUUGCAUUUUCUUUCCAGAUCUUUCCGGCAUUUAUGUGAUUGUGGUACAGGUGUGAGUCCGAGUGUGUUUGUGUGUACAGUGGCCUUUUGGAUUGUGUUUGUGAGCUAUAUAUAUGACUGGUGUGUGUGGUCUUUCUGCUGGAAGUCAAACCUCUCUCCUCAUCUCUCCUUGCUCGUUCACAUCUAAGGUCGAUUUUUGAUCCAAAGUAAUAACAGCUUUAGUGGCUCCUUUAUCUCCUGUUUCUAACCAGUCAGUCAGCGUUUGCAUGUGCUUCAAUUCCUUGUCUUAGUGUUUGGUUUUAGUUAUAUGGCCAAGGAAUGUCUACCUGCCUGUUUCUCUGAGUUAUCUGACACACUAUCAUGUAACUGUAGGAGAGGUUGUAGUGACUGACUGAAUGUGCCUCCAUGACCUUUUGCUUGAAGCCCCGAAUGAACACACACAUACACAAAGACAUACACUCAAAUCUGCACACACAGACUCUCACACUCACACAGAGGAACACACACACACACACUCAGUCUCACACAAACACACAGACGAACACACACAGGAUAUCGUUAUUUAUUCACUUAUUCUGUGUAAUAAAAUGCACUUUUCAGUGCUAGACCGAAGCAUGUGCACUCUUUCUCAUGUGACUCACAGCAUUGUUCUGGGAAACUCUUCCAGUUCCCCAGGUUAGCGUAGCUAUAAGUUACCUUCAGACAUCCAAAACAUUAUGAUUGAGUCAGACACACACGCACACAUACGCACACACAUACUGGACGUGCGCACACACAAUAGAAGGAUCAUUCUGGACCCUCACUAAGCCAUGGACAGCACUCUGACCUGUCACCCUGCUGAUGGGGGGGGGCCUUGUAAUGACAGUGAUUCUUGUCAUUAUCAGGAAGAGGAGAAGUUGAAACUGGGGUGUGAUUCAGCAUUCAGUUGGAAACCGAAAAGACACCACCAAAAAAACAAAACACACACAAAACAAGAAGAGCAACGAAAGAGUUGUUUCGCUGGCAAGAAAGAAUUCAGGAAGAUGCUGGAUGGGAGCUGUGCUUGUGAAGCGUGGCGGCCAAGAGGAGGCACUUCUGGGGGGUUUUGCGACGUGAAUCCCAGCCAGCUGCAGGUGCUUCUUCUUUCCACUAGAGCGCAUGUUGUAGGAUCGAGCCCUCUCUCACCACACUUGACCCAGAGGGGCCUGGAGUGUGGUUCCUCUCACGCUUGGGUUAGGUCUCCACCACCCUCGUACCAGUCACACACACACACACACACAGCAUCAAUUCCUUCAUCCUUCCAUUCUAGAACCUUCCAUCUCCACCGGGACGCUAAUGAAAAUCGUUUGUUUUUUCCUGUUUCAGUUGAUGGAAAGACAACUGAAACCUAUCAAAUUAAAUCUACAGCACGUCAUUCCAAAGUAGUUUGCCGUCAUUUGCACUGCUCGGGCAUUAUCAUCACGCGAUACGACUGACACAGAGAAUGCUCUCAGGCUCUUAUCGAUCUCCGACAUCACUUGCCUGUUUUUCAUAAUGUCAUUUCCACUGGAAUCACUGCCCCUGCCCCUCAUCAUACCACUUUGGUCCAGGCCAGGUGGGGCCUGUGUUGGGGAGAUGGACAUCACCCCCCCCCCCCCCCCCCCAUGCCUCCAGAACAGACUGGACAGGCGCCAUCGUUCUGUUUCUGAGGACUUUCACCGAGGAAACAGGGAUUGUAUGGAGCAUGAUGUUGCAGCGCUUGAAAUCUGACAGACAUCUACAUUGUCAGUCCGUCACAGUAACUUUAUGUAACAAUGUCAUUAUCAAUAAUUCUUAUAUAAUAUUAACAGUGCUACUGUAACAGCUACUUUUACUUCAGGGUUGAGUUCAAGAAAAAAAUAGAA
This is a messenger RNA of Osmerus eperlanus (European smelt), 4745 nucleotides long. It is a transcript of the gene slc45a1, whose product is annotated as solute carrier family 45 member 1. Gene Ontology annotation, biological process: transmembrane transport. Gene Ontology annotation, molecular function: sucrose:proton symporter activity. Bases 187 to 2637 code for a protein of 816 amino acids. Gene Ontology annotation, cellular component: membrane. The record is from RefSeq and is a predicted model, not a curated record. The transcript is spliced from 9 exons. Lineage: Eukaryota; Metazoa; Chordata; Actinopteri; Osmeriformes; Osmeridae.